AUGCGCUUGACCGUCGAGCUCAUUCAGAAUUCCCUAUCAUACAUCAAUCCGCUCAAGGACCGUGAGCUGGACCUCCGAGGGCACAAGAUCCCCACCAUUGAGAACUUGGGUGUCGCCAAAGAUCAAGAUACCAUUGAUUUCACGGACAACGACCUCUCCUCCCUCGGGAACUUUCCCUUCUUUCCUCGCCUUCACACCCUCCUCUUAGCGCGCAACCGCAUCAAUCACAUUCAAUCCACCUUUGGGUCAUCAGUGCCGUCCUUGUCAACUUUGGUCUUAACCUCCAAUAAUGUGGCCGAGUUAGCGGAUCUGGACCCGCUGCGCACUCUGCCCAAACUGACUCAUCUUGUCUUACUGGAGAAUCCAGUUACUCGAAAGGAGAAUUAUCGGUACUGGGUGAUCUGGCUUACUCCCUCCGUCCGUUUCCUCGACUACCAGAAAGUGAAGGAUGUAGAACGUGCUAAGGCAAAGGAGCUGUUUGGCACUGCCGAGGAGCCGUCUGCUCUUGCCUCCAAGAUUUCGGGAAUUAAGUCCCGAGCGUUUGACACUUCCAGCACGGCCGCUACCCGUACAACUGCGGACAAGGCUGUCCGCGUCAAACUCACAGACGCCGAAAGGAAGCGCGUGGAGAAGAUGAUUCGCGAGGCAAAGAGUUUGCAGGAGAUUACGCGACUGGAGAAGGAGCUGAGCGAGGGCCGGAUACCUGGAGGUGCCCUCUGUGCCAGUGACGCUGACGGGGAUGAACGCAUGCAGAUGUAA
This is a messenger RNA of Penicillium macrosclerotiorum, 759 nucleotides long. It is a transcript of the gene lea1, whose product is annotated as U2 snRNP complex subunit LEA1. Bases 1 to 759 code for a protein of 252 amino acids. Gene Ontology annotation, molecular function: protein binding; U2 snRNA binding. NCBI's taxonomy places the organism in Eukaryota, Fungi, Ascomycota, Eurotiomycetes, Eurotiales, Aspergillaceae. The transcript has 4 exons. Gene Ontology annotation, biological process: mRNA splicing, via spliceosome. The record is from RefSeq and is a predicted model, not a curated record. Gene Ontology annotation, cellular component: U2 snRNP.